AACGACAGAACGACAUUUCACUGCUUUUCGGCAUCUACCGGCAUCUUUCCGGCAUCUACCGCAACACUGCUGAUUUGCAUCUGGAACGCAGACGGAGAAUUUGGUGGAACGCAUGCGGCUUGAAAACUAUACACUUCACAUCUGAUGAUCGGACAGUCUAUUUUUUCUUUAAGCUGCUUACACCCUCCUCUGGCUCCAUAUUCGGCAAAACUUUUAAUCAACAGGGAGAAUUUGGUGGAAUGCACGCGGCUUGA
This is a messenger RNA of Pelobates cultripes (western spadefoot toad), 254 nucleotides long. NCBI's taxonomy places the organism in Eukaryota, Metazoa, Chordata, Amphibia, Anura, Pelobatidae. The record is from the annotation of a GenBank genome assembly.